UAGGGAGACCACACGAACCGCACCGGAGCAAUGGCGACCCUCACCGUCCCCGCCGGAGUCCCGCCCGUCGCCGAGGACUGCGAGCAGCUCCGCAAGGCAUUCACAGGCUGGGGCACGAACGAGAAGCUCAUCAUCGACAUCCUGGCGCACCGCGACGCCGCGCAGCGCCGCGCCAUCCGCGCCGCCUACGCCGAGACCUACGGCGAGGAGCUGCUCCGCGCCCUCAACGACGAGAUCCACGGCAAGUUCGAGAGGGCGGUGAUCCAGUGGACGCUGGACCCGGCGGAGCGCGACGCCGUGCUGGCCAGCGAGGAGGCCAACAAGUGGCACGCGGGGGGCCGCGCGCUCGUCGAGAUCGCCUGCACGCGCACGCCCGCGCAGCUCUGGGCCGCCAAGCAGGCCUACCACGAACGCUUCAAGAGAUCGCUCGAGGAGGACGUCGCCGCGCACGUCACCGGAGAAUUCCGCAAGCUUUUGGUGCCUCUUGUGAGCGCAUACCGCUAUGACGGCCCAGAGGUGAACACAUCGUUGGCACACUCUGAAGCCAAGAUACUCCAGGGUAAGAUCAAUGACAAGGCCUAUGGUGAUGAGGAAAUCAUCAGGAUUCUCACUACAAGGAGCAAAGCUCAGUUGCUUGCAACAUUCAACAGUUACAAUGAUCAGUUCAGCCAUCCCAUCAAUAAGGACUUGAAGGAAGACCCCAAGGAUGAGUACCUGGCGACCCUGAGGGCGAUCAUAAGGUGCUUCACCUGCCCCGACAGAUACUUCGAGAAGAUUAUCAGGCUGGCUAUUGGAAGCAUGGGUACAGACGAGAACUCCCUUACGAGGAUCAUAACCACCCGUGCCGAGGUGGACCUGAAGCUGAUCAAGGAGGCUUACCAGAAGAGGAACAGCGUCCCACUAGAGAAAGCUGUUUCCAAGGACACGACCAGAGACUAUGAAGAUAUGCUGCUUGCACUCCUCGGAGCAGAGUACUGAGGCGUAUGUCUGAUAUACCUUCUUGUGUGAUGGGGGGAAUAAAGAGUGCUUAAAACUGUGAGAUGUGUUGUUUUUUCCUGAAUGAUUAUAAACUAGCCUGAAUGGCAGUGCUUCUCUGGUAAAUUAUAUGAUUUCAUCA
Messenger RNA from Lolium rigidum, 1117 nucleotides. RefSeq names its product annexin Gh1-like. Gene Ontology annotation, cellular component: cytoplasm. The record is from RefSeq and is a predicted model, not a curated record. Bases 31 to 978 code for a protein of 315 amino acids. Gene Ontology annotation, molecular function: calcium-dependent phospholipid binding; calcium ion binding. The transcript has 5 exons. Lineage: Eukaryota; Viridiplantae; Streptophyta; Magnoliopsida; Poales; Poaceae.